AUGCUCACACUAUUUGAGUCAAUCACAAGAGUUGUGGUUGAAGAGCUAGACAAUAGUGGAGAGUUGAUUGCUGUCAGAAGCUUCAUGGAUGCUGACAAAUUCCACUGCUUCUGUCUGGUGAAGAAGAGGAGACGUUUCUUUGGAAACCAGUAUGACAAGACAAACCUCACCCUGAAAGACAUCCUGGAGAGUGAAGUACCAUUUGAUAUGGUGGUUCCUGAGUUCCAAGGUCAAGAUGGUAACUUUGAAAUUCUGGACGUUGAAGACUCAAAGGAAAAUUGGACAGUGAAAUUUUCCCCCGAAAUGACAUUUAAAAUAGCAUUCCACAUUUUCCAUGAGAUGAAUAUCAAGUUAAAAAAGUGCGAGAUACCCUACAAAUUCCUGGAUUCCCUUAGGAACAAGAAGCUGAAGAAGGAUCUGCCUUCUUCAUUCCGAUCAAUCCAGGCGAAGAGAGAAGACCUGUAUCUAGUGACAGAAACUAAUGAAGAGGAAGUGACCAUCACCCCUGAGAAGGUCCUGGCCUAUUGGGUAAAGCAGCUUGUCUUCCCCAGCGCGGAGAAGAUGAUAUUUGUUUCUUUGACGAAACCAGAUCCUUUCCAGAAGAGAAAGAUGGCGGUUCACCUUGGUUGGGUGUCUGAGGUCCAGUGCUCUGGGGAGCUACAGAUGAACAACGCAGCGAAUUCUCUCAUAAGCAGUCUUUUCAAUGCUGCUGGGGUCUUGAUAGAGGCAGAAACCAUUUGGGAUAUCCUGGAUGCCCUGAAGGAGCUGUCUGAGGUCCGGCAGUUUGUUGCUGAGGCCCUGGAUAAGGGGACCCUGCCCCUCAUGGAGGACAAGGUGGAGCCCGUCCUGGAGGAGAACUGGGGUGAGGGGCCCCUAGAUGUGAGCUGUGAUCCUGAGGCAAGGACUGCCUGUGCCCUCUAUGUUGAUGUCUCCAUCCUGCUACAGCUGGUUUAUCUAUGUUCUUCCUUUCGAGGGGAUGAAGAAGCUUCUGAAACUGAAGGAGGAAAUCAAGAAGUGCCUCAGAAACAUUUAUCAGAUGCAUGA
Rangifer tarandus platyrhynchus (Svalbard reindeer) is the source of this 1044-nucleotide messenger RNA. Lineage: Eukaryota; Metazoa; Chordata; Mammalia; Artiodactyla; Cervidae. The record is from the annotation of a GenBank genome assembly.